Molecule: messenger RNA, 675 nt
Organism: Haemonchus placei
Lineage: Eukaryota; Metazoa; Nematoda; Chromadorea; Rhabditida; Trichostrongylidae
Source: the annotation of a GenBank genome assembly
AUGGCGUCACGAUCACUACGAUUCAUAACUACGGUGCGUCCAAUUUCAUAUUCGGCAACGGCUCGCAAUGUUUAUGACCCUCGUGUAUUCCGUGAAGCCAUAACGGAUAUCAAACAAAUGCACGAACCACUCGACGAAAACGAUGAGCGUAAUUUUCUCUACAUUAAAGCCAUGAAAAGUGAUGAGACGCCAGUAUUCUAUAGAGAUCAUACGGUAGAUAAACUAAUACGAGUCUGUAUGAACAGUGGCAGGAAAGAGACAGCAAAACAUCACGUAUAUAGCGCUUUGGAAAUAAUUAAGAGGCGGCAGUACAAGGCAUGGUUAAAUGCUAAAGAUGAAGAGGAAAAGAGCAAGAUCGAAUUGGAUCCAUUUGUAAUUGCAAGAAAAGCAAUCGCAAAUUGCCAUCCUCUCAUGAAACUGCAAGGUGUAACUAGAGGUGGUACCACCUACCAAGUCCCAUUCCCUAUUGAGAAGGCUGAGGCGGAGUUCCGUGCGAUGAAGAUGAUGCGGGACAUUUGCCGUCAGAAGGCCGCUCAUGGAGAAACUCAUUUGAAGGACAUCCUAGCAAAUGAAUUAUUAGCAGCAAGUCAGAAUGAAGGGCUUACUAUACAGGCGAAACAGGAGCUGCACAAGACAUGCGAAGCUAAUAGAGCGUACGCUCACUAUAGAUCGUAG